GUGCAGCACAAAGGAGUCAAGCAUCAUUUCCUGUUAUCAUUGUUACAAGAAAACACACCCAUCACCGGAUCACCUGUGCCUCAGGUAUCAAGAGAGAGAGAGAAACACCGGCACUUUACAGCACCUGAAGGACGCGAUUUGCGAUUUCCACCACAAAGCCUUUUCAUUCCCAUGAGACUCGUCACAUCAUGACAUCACAAAACCUAUUCCUAUUGGUUUACUUAUUUUGGAGCUGCUUUGCGGCCUCAGGUGCACAAAGAAAUGCAACCUGCACAACAAGAGGAACAUGUGGCCCGAUGCCAGACCCGACCUCUCACUUCCUGCAGUGUGUGGGAUUGCCCCCGAAAGAAACAGGGAGAGACCACUUGCAGAGGCUGAAGGAAUGCUUGAAGCGACGAUGGACGUGUACACCUUCAUGAAGUCUAGUUUGAGUGGAGUGCCGCUCCUCAGCCUGCAGGGAGAACUGGCAUUAAACCCUGAUGCAGACCCCCUCCAGAACGAGGCCAUGGUCCAGAUGUGGAUUAAAGUCAAGAUAAAACCUCUUCUGAAGUCCAUCAGCAAACACUUCCUGAGCUGCCUCAGCACCAAGAACUUUAGCUGCUCCACCUACCAGACUAUGGUGAGGGAGCUCAGCCACUAUUAUUCUGAGAUGAAUCCAGUCCGACAGAAGUGGAUCUACCAAUUCUUUAUGUACCCCUUUCUGUCCGGAGACAGAGUGGCUGGGUGUGUGAGCCAGGACGAAAGCAGUGAGGAGUGGCUGAUGAAGAACUUUGGUGCGUUCAAAGCCAUGGCCAGAGUUAAGGACUUUUCAUCACUCAACAUGGUCUUCAGUGGGUUGGAGGUUCUUGACCUGCUGUCUCCAGCGCAGAAGGCCGAGUUGCUGCUGAUGCCGGAGGUCGCAGAUUUAGAUAACGGCACCCUGAGCCUGGUCUUCCACAGUAUGAUGACAGGCGGUCCAGAACCUCCCCCCACCCCCAGCCCUGGAUGGGGCCACAACUGGACGACCCCCGGUUACCCCUACUAUUCUCCAAACCCCACACACAACCCGUACCAACCACCGUCCCCACACAACAGCAUGAGAGAGGUUGUAAAUGGCUUCAUGACGGCUUUCAAACCCAUUGGGAGCUUCGUUCAUGAUUUUGUGUCCUUCACACAAGAGAGGGAAUCAGAGAUAAGGAGCACGACUCUCACCCAGUUCCUGCUCAACUGGACUCUGGCCGAGCUGGCGGACAUGUAUCAGCCAAAAAAUACAUCCGUGGUUCCCGAGAUGCCAGAUUUCGACGUGACAAAUGUGGAGGAUUGGUUCCAGUAUGUCGUGAUGCCGGUGUUACACAGGUUCCUGCCUGAAGACCUGACCGAGCUGCCAGAAAACAUCACACUGGCUUUCCACCAAGUGUUCCAUCUGGACAAUGGUAUGUACAACGAAACCACUGAAAUCCAGGAUGUCUGCAGCAUCAGGCUGGACGAGGGGCCUUGCGGGCUGACGGAUGCGGUGGAAAAUGUGGCCAAAGUGUUGCACUGUGCGGCUCGCAGUAACCUGACGAUGUCGGAGGAGGAGAUCAUGAGGUUGAUUGUAGAGCUGACCGAACGACUGAACACGCUGAUCAAAGAGUUAACUACGGUGAACUUCAAAGAGUUGGCGUACGACUUCCAGCAGAUCUUCAGCGAGGCGGAGUCUCCGUCUCUGACCCCGGAGAACCUGGUGGACCCGGCCUUCAUCAAGCUCUGGUUUAAUAUCAAGAUGAUGCCUCUGCUGCCCAACGUCCACUCAGGCCUGCUGUCCUGCCUCAGCACCAAGAACUUCUCCUGCCCCGUCUACCAGACCAUUGUGGAAGAAUUCAGCAAACACGAGGAUGACAUGUAUCCUAAUCCUGACAUCUAUAAGCACUUCAUCUAUCCCUUCCUGAUGCAUCACAACUCCUCUGAUCCCCAGUGUGUCUCCUCAGCCAACAGCAGUGCAGAAUGGCUGAUAAAGAACUUUGGUAUUUAUUCAAGGAUCCCCUCCGUCACUGACUUCUACAAACUCAACCCGUACUUCUCCGGACUGGAGGUCCUUCACCUCUUGUCUCCAAAACAAAUAGCGGAGAUGCUGCUGUUGCCUCUUCCCACUCCACCUGAGAAAGACGUCGUCAUCGACCGUGUGUUUGACUUCCUGUUUGCGUCCCCUGAAGACGGGACACUUCCUGAGGUCCUGAAUGAAGUGCUUUAUCUCAUCAGCAAGGUCGAUCCACCCUGUGAUGUCUACAAACAAAUUUUUGAGAGAUUAUACGGAGCCAUACCAGUCCUGCCACGAGAUGUAGAACCAUUCAUCUGGUCUUACAUAGAUCAGCUGAUAAACGUGGCACCAGAAGAGUGUAUGCCUCAAAACUUAACGUGCCCGGAUACGAAGUACAACAGUUCUCACAUCUGCAAAGGAGUUGACAGCUCUGACCUUUACUCUCACUUGAACUCAUCUUUGGAAGUUUCCUGCAAUUUCACCUUGGAGACGUAUGCAUGUGCACAGCUGGAGAACUUCAGCGCCGCUCAUCUGGUUUCUCUGCUGAAGUGUAAUCUGCCCGGCAACAGCUCGCACUCCAAAGUUUUGUGGAAGAUGCUGCUGACAAAACUCUCCCCUGUCCUGGAGCCGGCUCUGGACAUGUUGGCCGACAUGCCAAUGGCCAUGGUUGCUCCGUCGGCGUCGGAGGUCUUGGACGUGAUCGGAGAGAUCAGAGUGUCUCUGCUGACAGACGAGGAGCUGAUGGACAGCAGCGUCAUCAGGAAGUGGUUUUCCCAACGUCUGAGCGCGUUCCUGCCGUUUACAUCGGGCAGAUUCCUGCACUGUCUGACCAACAGGAACCUCAGCUGUCAGUCAUACCAGCAAAUACUGCAGGUAUUUAUCCACCAAUUUGAUAACAUGACCUCCCACCAACAACAAGUGGUCCUCAAGGAGUUCGUCCUCCGUUUCCUGUCUCAUCCACACUCAGGUCCACGCUGUGUGUCUGCUUCUAACAGCAGUGCAGAGUGGCUGUUGAAGAAUCUCGGUCCCUUUUCACAGCUUUUGUCCAUCAAACAGCUGCUUCAUCUCAACCCACACUUCAACCCGCUGGAGACCCUGCGACUCCUGACUCCGUUGCAGACUGCAGAGCUGCUGGUGGUGACUCUUCCCACCGCUCUCGAUAAAGACGCCAUCAUAAAUGUGAUUUUUGACUUCCUCACUGAGUCUCCUGAUGAGAAGAAACUCCAGGAGUUCCUGAUGAACCUCGCCAUGCUCCAUAACCAGGCGAACUUCACCUGUUCAUCGUACAAAAUAUUGUAUACCAGAAUGGACAUGGCCUUAUCCUCAGUGUCUGUAAAUACAGCGCACACCAUCACAUACAUCAAGAUGGAGCUCUCCAAAUACAUACCACCAGGUUGCAUCAUCUACAGCGGACAGUGCAAUGUCACCAUGGCAAACGAAACGGACAUCUGUGUCGGAGUGAACAGCACAAAGCUGCAGCUCAGCCUGGACAGCGGACGGAUGGUCGGAGCCUUCUGUGACUUUUCUGUGGAGGAAUACGCCUGUGCCUCGCUGACGGCGUUGAAAGCAGAAGAUCUGGCGGCCGUGUUGAUGUGUAAUCAAUCCUCAAACUCCAGCAGCUCGAGGCCCGUCUGGAAGCUUCUCCUCUCCAAAGCCUCUCACGUUCUGGACGCAGCUCUGGAUCUUCUCCCCAACACGUCGCUGGACCCCAGCAAUCCUGCCGUGUCGAUGAUUUUGGACUCGAUACGAGAAAUCCGAUUGGAUAUGUUCGGCAUGUCCAGCUUCAACAACCCCGCCCUCAUCCAGCUGUGGUUCAAACGCCGGCUUCGCCCGUUCCUGCCCGCCGUUUCCCCGGAGUUCCUCUCCUGUCUCACCACUAAGGGCUUGAACUGCAGCAGCUACCAGCACAUGGUGAAGAUUUUGAGCCAUGUGCAGCCUGACAUGACACACGCCACGCAGAUGUCGGUCUUCACACACUUCAUUCAGGCUUUCCUCACCAGGAACAACACCGCAGACUCCAGCUGCAGCGCUCACACCAACAACAGUGGAGAAUGGCUGCAGAAGAACCUGGGAGGUUUCUCCGCCCUGCUGUCCUUCCACACCCUGCAGAUGCUCUAUCCCGACUUCACAGCGAUGGAGGCGUUGCCCGAGCUGACGGUCAGACAGCUGGCCGAGGUUUCCUCCACCCUGGGUCAGCUGACCUCUCCUGCAGACGUGUUGAUGCUGAUGAAGCACGUCCCGGACAAAUCCAUCCCCACCUUCUUUGAUGACUUCUCCCCUGCUAUCAUGGGUCAUGAGAUGACGUUCCCCUCGGUGGUGAGGUCGGCCAUGCUGCAGGUUGUGUUUGACCGAGCGAACCUCUCCGAUCACGCGGUGGGAGAUUCAGAGGUGAUGCUGUGGCUGCGCAACAGACUGCGCCCCCUGCUGGUCGACCUGUCGCCGCGACACGUAGCUCCGUUCUUCGGGAUACUGGCGGGAAGAAACUGCAGCAUCGAGGAGGAAGGAGUCACGGACCUGAAUUCAACGAUCUCUUCUCUGAGUGAAGACACAAAGGAUGAAAUCUACAGCCACAUUGUUCAGUCUCUCAAAGGACCGAUUCCUCUCAAAUGCUACGGGGAAAACUACAACCACAGUUUCUACGGUUUCCUGCAGCGCUCCUUCCUGGGGUUCCAGUUCCCCAACCUCACAACCUUCCUGUCCCUCAUGCCUCAUGAGAGGAUGCAUCAGCUGGUGAACUCGAUGCCUCCGUCACAUCUUGGAGAUUUCCUCCGUCGCCCCGAUGUUGUCGAUAACGAUACAGAGCUCUGUGUGAUCUACAGCAACUACAUGCAGACACCCAUAUUCCUGGAGACCGAGUCUCUCCCGGCGGCGGUGCGGCGGCCCACGCUGCCUUGCGUCUGGCCGAUGGCGCUCCGCAGCUCGGAGAGGUCAGAGGUCGACGCCUGGUUUGACCGGCGCCUCCACAACUACCUGAGCUUCCUCACAAAGACUCUGAUCAGCCCCGAGGUCACACACAACGCCUCCUGCCUCGCCUUCCAGAAGCUUGUUUCAGUUCUUGGGGAAUACAACUACACUGCUGCAGACUUCAGGAGGGGAGAUGUGUUCGCCACCAUCGUGAGUUACCUCACCUCAGCGACGGUACCAAGGUGCUACAACUCGAACGAUCCAGAGCUAAACUCCACCGCCUGGUUUGCGGAGUACAUCGGCCUCUUCAUGCCUUUCCUCACUCUGGAGGAUCUUCUGACGUUCGGAUCUACAGAGGUCCUGCAGGUGUUCACAGUGAAUCCUCUGAACAUCGCCCUCCUCAACCACUCCUCUUUUCCUCAAAACUUCACCGACUACUACACCGAGCUCGUUUACCAACAGGACAGCAACUUCAACCCCUUACUACUUCCUCUGGUGAGCCGCUGCGUCGCUCCCGGCGCAGCGUUCCUCCAGCUGACCGCAGAAGAAAGUAUCAUCGUGCUGCACAACCUGACCACACUCUGCAUAGACCUGGACCCUCAGGUUUCUGCAGCUUUGGCGAGUAACUUCGGGGACAACAUCGACGCCACGGACAUUUCUGUCCUCGGCAACGAAAGCAACAGCCUGUCCGCCGGGCAGCUCAGCAAGAUAAAACCUGCAGACCUGCUAACAGCGCUCGCCACACUCAGCGUGGUGACGGGCUGGAAGGAAGGUCAGGCCAAGGCCAUCGUCCAGUCUCUGAUCUCCACGGGGACGAUGAAGAUCAACAGCUCGUCAUCGUUGGUCAUGCUCGGCUCUCUUGUUGUGGGAAUUCCUUCGAAGACGAUCGGCAGAAUCAGCGGCUCCCAGCUGCUCACUGCAUCCAAAAAUCCCUCGUUCCUGCAACACAUCGGGACCGCUCCAACCGUCGUCCGCCAGACUUUUGUAUCUAAGAUCAUAUCCCUGAACAGCAACAGUGAAAUGAUCAUUCAGAAUAUUCCGGAUGAACUGGCCGGAGAGAUCCCUCGCGUGCUGCUGGUCGGCUUCUCCAGCAACAGCAGCGUCAUCACCACGCUCAACAGGAAGAAAUGGAAGCGGCAGCAGGCUGAGAUGUUCUUUGGAGUCAUAGCUGUGGAAUCUGCGACCACAGACCUGGGAGGUGCAGACAAUUUGUCAUCCUCCGUGCUGCAAGGCUUCACGUGCGCCGGAGUGAGGACCUUUAAGACCGUGCAGAUCAAGAGGCUGAUCAAAGCCUGUCGGAGGAAAAGAAACAGAAAGGUCACACUGGUGGAGACUCAGUUGACCUGCAUGUACAACCACAUCAAAAACGACUCCGACGCCACCAUCUUCGACCUCUUCCCUACCGAUAUGCUGCUGUACUACGAUUACUCUCUGGUGCUUCAAGCCAAGUGCAGGUCGUAUUUCGAGCAGCUUUCAGACGCAGACUUCUCCGUCUUCUCCUCCGACCUCAGCUACAAACGGACCGCUCUGUUUGUUAAUGCGCGGAGCUGCCUGGGUAUAACCAACACGAGUCUGACUGAGGAUAACGUGUCGGUGUUGGGGAACAUGUGCUGCUUUCUGGACGAGUCUUACAUCGAGAACUCUGACCCGUCCAUCCUGGAGAAACUCAACGGCUGUUCGGACCUCACAGAUGCUCAGGCAGCCGCUGUUGAGGCUCUGCUGCAGGGCGGGAAAACACAGUACGGAGCUCCAUCAACGUGGACCGUACAGACCCUGAAGGACCUCGGGAUGUUACCGCUGUAUCUGACUUCCAGCUUCUACGAUAACUUUAACAAAAAAACAAAGCGGACGUUCUUGAAGUACUUCCUGAAAGUUAUUAGAAGCAACGGAGUGAGCAGAAAGAAGAGGAGGAGUCUGAAGAGAGAAAUAAGAAAGUCCAUCAGGAACAAGUCCAAGCGAUCCGUCGGCGCUGAGUGCACUGUAGGAGAGAUCACUCAGGUGAUCAUCAGCGAUGAAACCUUCCCCUUCGACUACGAGGACGUGACUCAGUUCAACUGCUGCCUCAGCGCCACCACCGUGAAGAACAACCUGGAAGGCAUCAUUGACAAGGUGGACGACGAGGAGUACCUCAAGAUCGUUCUCAGCAAGCUGCACGAGGCGUACUCCAGCUCUGCCAUCCCAGAAGACCAGGUGCAGCUCUUGGGCCCGGCGUCCCGCGUGGCCACAGUGGAGAACAUCGACAUGUGGACCAUCACUCAGAUCGACACGCUGUCCUCUCUGAUGGACUCGGCCAACGGGGCGUGGGACUCGAGCCUGGUGAAGGCCAUCGUCUCUAAGUAUCUGAGUACUGAGGGGAACAGUCUGGGCAGCGCUGAGCUCAACAGCCUCGGAGGAACCAACCUUUGCUUCCUGGACGUCGACGUCCUACAGAACGUUACCACACAGAGCCUCAAAGAGGCCGAAGCCCUGACGGUGACCUCCUGCACCUUGGAGAAAAAGAAAGCCCUGUUCACCAUCGCCAAAGAAGCGUUUGCAUCAAGCACCAGGGAAAGUAUCUCUCUCUCCUCCUACCAGCUCACAGCACCUUACACGGGAGGGGCGGAUUUAUCCUAUGUCAAAAGUUUGUCGACCUCCAGCAUCAACAUGGACAUGGAUAUCUUCACCGGUCUGGAUGAGAACGUUAUACUGGACCUGACUGUUAAUGAUGUCAAAGGUCUGCUCGGCUCCAACUUGGCAGAAUUGAAGUCCUAUGAAAACCAAAUGUCAGUAGACACCUGGAUCAGACAGCAGUUCCAGACCGACCUCAACACGCUGAACGUGGGGCUUGUGGGAGGAAAGGCAGGCUCUCCAACCACCGGCUCUCCAACCACCGGCUCUCCAACCACUGGCUCUCCAACCACCGGCUCUCCAACCACCGGCUCUCCAACCACCGGCUCUCCAACCACCGGCUCUCCAACCACCGCCAACGCUGUGACCUCCAGCACCAAGUCUCCAACCACCGCCAACGCUGUGACCUCCAGCACCAAGUCCCCAACCACCGCCAACGCUGUGACCUCCAGCACCAAGUCUCCAACCACCGCCAACGCUGUGACCUCCAGCACCAAGUCUCCAACCACCGCCAACGCUGUGACCUCCAGCACCAAGUCUCCAACCACCGCCAACGCUGUGACCUCCAGCACCAAGUCCCCAACCACCGCCAACGCUGUGACCUCCAGCACCAAGUCCCCAACCACCGCCAACGCUGUGACCUCCAGCACCAAGUCUCCAACCACCGCCAACGCUGUGACCUCCAGCACCAAGUCUCCUUCCAUCACCGCCAACGCUGUGACCUCCAGCACCAAGUCUCCUUCCAUCACCACCAAGUCUCCUUCCAUCACCACCAAGUCUCCUUCCAUCACCACCAAGUCUCCUUCCAUCACCACCAAGUCUCCUUCCAUCACCACCAAGUCUCCAACAAAUCCAGCCUCCAUCGCCACCACUAAGUCUCCAACCAAUCCCAACUCAUUGACCUCCACCACAAAGUCCCCUAACACCCCCUCUAAGUCUCCUAUUACCACCAAGUCUCCUACCACCACCACCACCACCACCACCACCACCACCACCACCACAAAUGGCACCUCCACAGGUAACAAUGGUGGCCGCAUCCGAGCAGAAGCUGGUGUCUCCUUCUCCAUUCUCCUCGCGCUCUUCAUCGCUUCUCUUGUAUGAAGAAAAUCCACGGCUGACGUUCGUCAUUGAUCAAAAUGAAUGUAUAGUAAUAGAAGAAAAGAUGUAGCUACAUGCUACGUUGUACUGAUUUGAAUGUGCAAUAACUAAACAGCAAAUGUAAAUAAUGUAUCCUUAAUUAGUUUAUUCUUCAGCAGCGAGUACAUAUGCUCUGAAUGUUAAAUGCACUUUUUAGGCUCAAAUAUUUACUACUUUUGUGUUUUUUUCCUGGUGUUUUGAUUGUUAAAAUGAAAGGUUAAAAAUGAGGUGAUUUGUGUCAUUGUAAAUCAUUUAGAAAUAGCACUUACCUCGAAGCUUACCUUGAUUAUGAUUAAUAAUAAAAUUGUGUAUUGGUGCACAAUCAAUAAGAUGUA
Molecule: messenger RNA, 8979 nt
Organism: Eleginops maclovinus (Patagonian blennie)
Lineage: Eukaryota; Metazoa; Chordata; Actinopteri; Perciformes; Eleginopidae
Exons: 65
Coding region: 287-8608 (2773 amino acids)
Biological process (GO): cell-matrix adhesion
Cellular component (GO): cell surface
Source: RefSeq, a predicted model, not a curated record